AUGAGCACUCCUUCUACAACAGUAGGUGGAGUUGCUGUUGGUGUUGGUAAUGCAACACAGACUCAGACUCAGACUCAGACUCAGACUCAGACUCAGACUCAGACUCAGACUCAGACUCAACAACAGUCUCAGAUACCUCAGACACAGACAUUACCUCAAAGUGUACCACAACAACAACAACAACAACAAAUGUUACAACAACAACAGAUACAACAACUUCAACAACAGAUAUAUCAAUCAACUGUUUUGUUGCCACAGAUGACUAAUACAAUGAUAUCAUCAACACCAUUGUCUGCGACACCUAAUGGACCUGCUGUACCAGUACCCAUACCAUCAGCCGUUCAAGCCUACUACCAGAACCCUCAAAUGAAUGGUGGCAUUCUCAUGAUCAUGCCCAACGGUCCAAGCUCAUUCACUCCAUCACUUCGUAAACUACGUCAUGUAAAGAGCAUACUGUGUAGAAACCUUAUACCUCGUAUCAAUAUCAAUGCUGAUCAGCAUCUACCAAACACAUACUAUACACUGCAUGCCCCACCUCCCAACAAACAAACAAAGAACAGACGAGUAGAUGCCGGUGGUCCACUUAUUAGAUGUCCAACUCCAACGAUAUCAUCAAAUAACGAUCAACAGCAACAUCAACAACAUCAGCAGCAGGCAAAUGGACAUAUCAUACCAAUAGAUGAUGAAGAUGCUGUUAACAACGAGGACGAACAAUCACCUGAUUACUCUGACGAUGAUCAACUACGCUUUGACGAGGAUGAGGAGGCUGCUAUCGCUGACGAUGAUGUCGACGGUCCACAAUCCGCCGACGAAGACGACGAUGAAGACGACGAAGACGAAGACCUACCCCAUGCAUUCUACAUCAGUGAAGUUGUCAAGAACUCAUAUAAUCCAGUCUGGAACUCAUUCGAUUGUUAUAGUCCACUGCCCAAUGAUAUAUUGGAACACUUUAACAGCUUCAAUAUAUGUGUAUGGGAGAAGGAUCAUGAUGAUGAGCCACUCUUCCAAGCAGAGAUCGAUCUCACACAACUGGAAUUCAUAGCACAAGAGAUCAAACAGUUUGUAAAUUUAAUCAUUCCUCCCAACUCCAUCAUCUUUGAACUAAAGGAUGGACUAUAUGUAACAAAAGAAACAAAGAUCCAAAUGAGUUCGACAAGAAUGAAUGAUUACAAGUUCACGGCAUCGAAUGAGAAGAGAAAGUCUGAUACGAUCAAUCAGGAACAGUUGUUGAAGAUAAUCACAAAGAAGUUGACACAUAUGAAGAAUGUAGAGACAACCAAACAAUUGAGUAUAGACAUCGAGGACAAGCUGGAGAGCAAUGCACAGUACAUCGAGAAGUUAAAGCGAUUGGAAAAGCUGAGGAACCGUGUCAAGCAGCUCAACGAAGAGUGUUGCGAACAACUGUUACUCAAGGACAAGGACAAAGAGUUGGUUGAAAAGACAAGGAAGGACUUGGUACCGAGGGCAACUGCAUUGGCUAAUGCAGGCGUGAUAUUCUACUCAUCGUUGCAACAGACGAUUGAGUCGAUCAAGGUGUUGGACAUGGAUAGGGUGUUGUUACAUAACAUCCGAGCCACAUUGGAUAAGAAGAAGUGGCAUCUGUUGUAUCAGAUCACAUCGAUAUACCCACUUCAACAAGGACCCAAGGGUAUUGUGAUCAACAAUCUACAACUUCCACACUCUGACUACAAUGGAUGUGAUGAGGAGUCGAUAUCAACGGCACUCGGAUACGUUUGCCAUAUUGUUCACCUGGCGUCUAGAUACCUGGACAUACCACUGCGCUACCCAAUGACACCGAUGGCGUCACGAUCAUUCAUCCGCGAUGAGAUCCUACAUCACUCUGCCUCCAAGUUCCCACUUUACUCACGUGGCGUCGAGAAGAAGAUCUUUGACUACGCCGUCUUCCUGCUCAACAAGAACCUCGAACAACUACUCCACUCGCAAGGCAGUCCUGCCUUCCCACUCAAAGAGACCCUACACAAUGUCCAAACACUGCUUGGUAUGAGUAUGCACUAUUCCAAGGAAACGUGGAGUACUUGA
Molecule: messenger RNA, 2040 nt
Organism: Acytostelium subglobosum LB1
Lineage: Eukaryota; Evosea; Eumycetozoa; Acytosteliales; Acytosteliaceae
Exons: 6
Coding region: 1-2040 (679 amino acids)
Biological process (GO): SNARE complex assembly
Cellular component (GO): endosome; lytic vacuole
Molecular function (GO): SNARE binding
Source: RefSeq, a predicted model, not a curated record